Messenger RNA from Daldinia caldariorum, 2059 nucleotides. RefSeq lists its product as uncharacterized. Gene Ontology annotation, biological process: proteasome-mediated ubiquitin-dependent protein catabolic process. Gene Ontology annotation, molecular function: ubiquitin binding. The record is from RefSeq and is a predicted model, not a curated record. The transcript has 2 exons. Gene Ontology annotation, cellular component: nucleus. Bases 147 to 1772 code for a protein of 541 amino acids. NCBI's taxonomy places the organism in Eukaryota, Fungi, Ascomycota, Sordariomycetes, Xylariales, Hypoxylaceae.
ACCACCUUACCACCUCACCACCUUACCCUAGCUUGAUACUAUCAGCUUCUCGCCGCACAAAAAGUCAUCAAAUUAAGUAACCGCGCGCAUAUAAUAAUACUCGACAUAUACACCUUAUCCUUCAUAAUUAUACUAGUUCUUCCAAGAUGGAUGAGGACGUAGUCCAGUUCAUGGCCAUAACUGGCAUCUCAGCCGAGCAUGUAGCUCGCGGCUACCUCGAAAUCUCGGGCGGCGACCCUAUGCAAGCUAUCCAGCUCUUCUACGAAAAUCCGGAGUUACAAGCUAGCUUCAACCGGCCUGCCGUUUCAACUUCCACUUCAGCCAGACAGCCUACGUCGUCUUCUGCGACUCGAAACCGGGCUUUUACAGGUCGCGAAGAUACCAGCGGCAUCAUCCACAUAGAUUCCGACGACGACGAUGUGCAAAUGGUGAAUGAUGACUUUGACAUACUUGAUGACGCGGACGAUGUCACGGCGAUAGCAAGAACCGCGCAAGAGGAAGAAGAUGCCGCGAUGGCGAGACGGCUACAAGAAGAAAUGUACUCAGAGAAUCACGGACCGCUGGAUGGAGUAAGAGCACCCAUAGCACAAACAACCGAGACCCUCGCAGCGCCCAAUCUCUCUUGGGGUUUGGAUGAAGACCGAAAUGCUGCUGUUAUGGAACAAAUACGUCGACGGAGAGCAGCACCAGGUAUUAGUGCAAAUCCCUUCAAUCAAUCAUCGGUUGAUUGGUUCGACCGCGAAGAUGGCGAUGACAUUCGACCGCGAAACAUGCAACCCACUUCCAGUAAUACAUCGCGGAGACUAAGAGAUCUAUUCGCACCUCCAACGACUUUGAUUACUCGUCUGCCGUUAGAUGCCGCAAGAGACCUCGGAAAGGAGGAGAAGAAGUGGAUACUUGUUAACCUUCAGAAGCUGGACGACUUUGGAUGCCAAGUCCUUAACAGAGACCACUGGAAGAAUGAAGAUAUCGCGUCUCUGAUCCGCGAGCAUUUUAUCUUCUUACAAUACACGUUAGACGACCCGCUCGCUCAAUCAUACACCACAUUCUACUUUGCCAACCAAGCUCACGAGGAUGAAAAUAACUAUCCUCACGUUUCUAUUAUCGAUCCACGUACCGGAGAGCAGGUUAAAGUCUGGUCAGGAGAAUCAUUUCCCUCUGUGACCGAGUUCCAUUCGGAUCUCGUCGAGUUUCUCGACCGAUACAGCUUAGCAGCCAACAGCAAGAAUCCCGUUGUCAAGUCAAAGCCGAAGACGAAACCCGUGGAUAUUAGCCGGCUGUCAGAAGAGGAGAUGCUUAGAAUUGCCUUACAGAACAGUCUUGACGAGAAUGGCGGAUCGUCGGAACCUAGCAUUCAAGAUCCUGACGCCCUUACUAAGUCAAACCCAGAUAUUGGAAAAGGCAAAGGCAAAGCGGUUGCUGGGUCUAACGACUUAGCUGAUGACUCUACUCAAUCUCCUACGUCGUUAGCAUUUGCUCAGAUUUUAUCGACUAAUCCUCACGUGGAACCUGAGAACAACCCUGCAACCACGACCAGAAUACAAUUCCGCCAUGCCGGCGGUCGUAUUAUUCGAAGAUUCUCGAUUACAGACCCCGUUCGUCGUAUCUACGAAUGGUUAAAGGCCGAGCCUCUCGAGGGCAAGGAGAACAUCCCAUUUGAGCUCAAGGCAAUGCCGGCAGGCAGAGACCUGAUCGAGGAGAUAGGAAAGACUAUCGAAGAGGCCGGCUUGAAGCAGGGCACGGUUAUGAUCGAGUUCAUCGAGGACUCAUAGUGGAUGAAGUAGAUGAUGAUGGCGCCGCCGCCGCAGCAGAUGCAGCAACAGGAAAGGAACAUAGCUCACGACUAUACUGGGCUACGGAAUUCAUAUUGCCUUGAUAUUCACGGCUCGGGACAUGUGUUUUAUUAGAUUGGUUUGUUUGCGAACGAUCCGCAACGGCCAAGACACAACACCCUCCCGUUGUCUACUAGUACUUUAGAGCUAGUUCUUAGCAGAAACGUGUUCUUUUCCCUCGCGGUAAUUGAUUUCUUAAUGAUUAAUACAUACGAUGUGAUUCAUGC